CUAGAUAUACGAAAUGGGUAAAGCUCAAAGCAAGCGAUCAGUUGAUAUUACUACUGAUAACAAAAAGGGCGGUGAUGAAGAAGUCACAGAAAAGUUGGAAAAAAUUGAAGAUGUUGAUAAGAAGGAUUUAAAUGGUGAUGCAACUGUUCCGUCAUCUUCAGAGAAUAAUGAAACCAAUGGUGAAGUGGAAAAUGAUAAGGAUAUGAAAACGGAGAAAGCAGGAGAUGGUGAAGAUAGUGGAGUUAAUGCAGAUGAUACCAAAUCACAAGCCUUGGAGACGAAGAAUGAUGACACAACUGAAGAACUUUCUCCUCUUUCCGAUGAAUGUUCAAAAAAGUCCAAAAAAGAAAAGGUUAAAAAGAAAUGGUCUUUUCGUAGUAUUUCUUUUGGUAAAAAAGAUAAACAAAAGCCUGGUAAGGCAGAAGAAGGCUCGGAAAAUCCUGUCGGGGCAGUCAACGGAUCUGAGGACGAUAAAAAUAUUGGUUCUACCGAAUCACAAGAUCUACAGACUCUGACUAAAAACUCUUCAAAGGAAACUGAUAAAGAAACAGUUCUUGAAAAUGGAAAUGCCACGGAAACCGAAAUAAAUGGAGAAAAAUCGAAAGAUAUUAAGGGAAAUGAGACUGAUUUAAAAGAGUCUACUGUCGAAAACAAAGACACUUCUGCAAAAGACUCUACCAUAAUAAAAACAUCACACGAGACUGAAGAAUUAACAAAAGAAACGAAUUCAGAUUUAAUCAAAAAUGAAAAAGACGAUAAAGAAGAUUCUGCAAAUGUUAAUGAUGAAAAAAAUGAUGUCCCCGCAGAAGUUGAAAGUAUAGAUAAGCAGCCAACAGACAAUUACACUGCAGAAAAACAAGACAUUCCGGCAAGCGAAGCCAAUGGUACUGUGGACGAAAUCCAUCAAAAUGGGAGUAACGAUGUGUUCGAAGAUGAAGAAAAGUCUAAAUCACAAAUUGAGGUAAACACCAACACUGGUAAAAACACUUCAGCCGAAACCUUAGAAUCCAAUUCUUCCUCUACACCCAAUACUUUCCCCAAUGACCAAAAUCUUAAUAUAUUGGACGAAAGAAGCAACGAUGUAGGGGUGGAAUCUAUUGAACAAAAAAAUUGUUUCGAUUUAAAAGAAUCUGGACAAGAAGAUGAAACAGCAGAUAAAAAAAUUGCAGAUGAAACAUCCCCUCCUCCCCUACCUAUAUCGCCGCCACCUUCCCAGGUUUCAGUGUUCGCUUUUACAAACAGCACUGAAAGAGUAGAAGAAUCUGAAAAGGAAAUAAAAACUAAUCCAAAUGAAGAAAUAGCGGAAGUAAACAUGUCAACCACUAAUACUACUUCUGAUCUUCAAAUUAAUGUUUCUGAAAAUGAAAAUCAGCUCCCUGUAAAUGAUAUUUGUCGCACAGAAAAAGUUGUUAGCAAAGAAGAAGAACAUAUUGCAUGUGAGGAAUCUAUACAAAUCGAAGUUAAGUUGACGGAAGUUCAGGAAUCUGAAGACAUUCUCAAUAAUGAAAAAAAUGAAGAUGAUAGUCUUAAAGAAAACGCAAAUGAAACAGAAGCGGAACAAAAUAACCCUAAACAAGUGAAUGAACAAGUUCAGGAAUCUGAAGACAUUUUCAAUAAUGAAAAAAAUGAAGAUGAUUGUCUUAAAGAAAACGCAAAUGAAACAGAAGCGGAACAAAAUAACCCUAAACAAGUGAAUGAACAAGUUCAGGAAUCUGAAGACAUUUUCAAUAAUGAAAAAAAUGAAGAUGAUAGUCUUAAAGAAAACACAAAUGAAACAGAAGCGGAACAAAAUAAACCUGAACAAGUGAAUGAAAAAUAUGAACACAAAAUAUCUCUACCAGGGGAGGAAGAAGCAUGUUCUGAGGAGACUGACAUUGCCUCUAAUAAUGAAAUUGUAGAAAAGGAAGCAAACGAAAUUGUAUUUAAUGAACAAGAGGAAACAAUUGCCACGGAACAUGAGGCAACAUCUAUUGAUAAAAUGUGUACUGAGCAUUUCAUAGAAACCGAACAAGAAAUCCCAAUAAAUGUCGAUAAUUCCAGCGAAAACAAGGAUGUUCCCAAAAUCGAUGAAUUGAAAACCCAGAAUCAAGAAAACCCUGUAAUUAGUAUUGAUUCAAAUAAUGAACGUCAUUCAGACUCCGAUUGUUUUGAAAAUAAAUCAACAGAGUUAUUGCCCGAAAAUGACACGAAUUCAAAAAUGUCCGAAAAUGAAUUCGUUGCACCUGAAAUUUCUGACGUCACGACGAAAGGCGGCGAUACUAAUAAAAUUUCCAAUGAAAUGGAAAAUUUGAUUGGAGAAGAAUCAAAGGACUUCACCAACCCCAUUGAUCUUAAGGAAAGCACCACCGAAGCAGAAUUCAAACAGGACGCUACUGUGUCAUGCGAUUAA
Musca vetustissima is the source of this 2389-nucleotide messenger RNA. RefSeq names its product A-kinase anchor protein 200 (gene Akap200). The transcript is spliced from 4 exons. Bases 14 to 2389 code for a protein of 791 amino acids. The record is from RefSeq and is a predicted model, not a curated record. NCBI's taxonomy places the organism in Eukaryota, Metazoa, Arthropoda, Insecta, Diptera, Muscidae.